Molecule: messenger RNA, 984 nt
Organism: Solanum stenotomum
Lineage: Eukaryota; Viridiplantae; Streptophyta; Magnoliopsida; Solanales; Solanaceae
Exons: 4
Coding region: 1-984 (327 amino acids)
Source: RefSeq, a predicted model, not a curated record
AUGCCGUCUGAGGUUGAAAUUGUGGCAAAUAGAGAUGAAGAUGAGAAUGAGAUUACUGAAGAGUCCAAAAAUGCUACAGAGCAAGAAGAGGAGAUAACCCAAAAAGCUUUGGAGCAAAUGCCUGGGUAUGCAAAGUUUCUGAAAGAUUUGGUGACUAAGAAGAGGGCUUUUAGUUUUGAGAAUGAUGAGAUGUUGCAACAUUGCAAUGCUAUUGCUACUAGGUCACUUAUGCAGAAGAAAGAGGAUCCUAGUGCUUUCAGUAUUCCUUGUACCAUUGGGUUGUUGCAUUUUGCGAAGGCAUUAUGUGAUUUAGGUGCUAAGAUUAUUCUGAUGUCAUUGUCUAUCUACAAGAAGUUGGGUUUAGGGGCUCCAAAACCGACUGCGAUGCGACUACUCAUAGCCGAUAGAACUGUGAAGAAGUCCAUUUGUGUUCUCCAAGAUGUCCUCAUGAAAGUGGAGUCGUUCAUUUUUUCGGCUGAUUUUGUGAUACUUGAUUGUGAGAUUGAUCUUGAGGUUCCCACCAUCCUAGGGAGAUCAUUCCUUGCUACUGGGCGCACCUUGGUCGAUAUGGAGAGAGGGCAGAUGAAGUUUCGAUUGAAUAGUUCUGGUGUUUCUAUUGAAGAGAGGUUGGGUGUUGAUGCACUGGCAGCAAUAAUGAUGAAUUUUGAGGGUGAUGGUACUGAAGACUAUGAUGAAUUAUUUGCCGCACUUGAUAGGUUCGAAUUUCGUUCCAAACCAAAGAAAUUAGAGUUAGAUAUGAAGAAUCGCGACUCUCCACCCGCAAAACCGUAUGUGGAUGAAGCUCUAAAAUUGGAGCUUAAGGCUCUACCAUCACAUUUGAGGUAUGUACUCUUGGGGAGAGAUGGUGCACUAGCAGAUGAUGGAGCAGGUCCAGUUUUAUUUUGUGUAAAGGAUGACCAGUUUGCAGUACCGACCUUUUGCUACCCGGACUCAUUACCACUUGUCUUAGCCUUCUUGCUAUGA